AUGCCUCCUAUACGACGAAGCAAUUUAGGUAGAAUAACCCGAAAUGCUACCAACCAAGCUAAUUACCGAUCUAACCAAAGUCCACAAGAACGUGACGACAGAAAUGAACGUGAAAGAAUUCGGAUAUCACAAACGCAUGAAGUGCGAACGCGAAAUUCAACUAAUAAUCGCGCAAACUUGAAUCGAGCUGCUUUUAGUUACGAUGUGUCAAUUGACUACAGUAACUACCCGUGUGUUGUUAUUGGUUCUAUGAACUCAGUUUGA
Messenger RNA from Macrosiphum euphorbiae (potato aphid), 264 nucleotides. Lineage: Eukaryota; Metazoa; Arthropoda; Insecta; Hemiptera; Aphididae. The record is from the annotation of a GenBank genome assembly.